Vicia faba (fava bean) is the source of this 1551-nucleotide messenger RNA. NCBI's taxonomy places the organism in Eukaryota, Viridiplantae, Streptophyta, Magnoliopsida, Fabales, Fabaceae. The record is from the annotation of a GenBank genome assembly.
AUGGCAUAUGUUCUAAGGGUGUUGGAAUCCUAUCCUCCGGAACGUGUGACCUUUUUCAUGCCACAGUUGGUGCAGAUAUUGCGACACGAUGAUGGGAAAUUAGUGGAAGGUUACUUGCUUAGAGCUGCUCAAAGAAAUGACAUAUUUGCCCAUAUUCUUAUCUGGCAUCUGCAGGGUGAGACUGUACCUGAGGCAGGGAAAGAUCCAAACAGUGUGAAGAAUGGCUCAUUUUUAGAACUGCUGCCAGCUGUAAGGCAGCAUAUAAUUGACGGUUUUAAUCCAAAGGCACUUGAUAUAUUUAAAAGAGAGUUUGAUUUCUUCGACAAAGUUACAUCAAUUUCUGGUGUAUUAUAUCCACUCCCUAAAGAAGAACGUCGAGCUGGUAUCAAAAGGGAGUUGGAGAAAAUUGAACUGGACGGCGAAGACCUUUAUCUACCAACAGCAACUACUAAGCUUGUUACGGGCAUUCAAGUAGAUAGUGGCAUUCCCCUACAAUCAGCCGCUAACCCCAACCCUGUUCUGCGAUUUCCAGCGCCUCAACCAACAUCCUUCAAUCUCCAUUCCCUUCGCCAAAGCUCCAACUUAAUCAUCGAACCAUCAUCUGAAACCCUCCGUCUCCAUCAGCGUUCAUCAUCACUGUUCGCGACAACAUCUCAACCACUACCUCUUCAUUCCGUCCCUUCUCUCCACCCUAAGUUGAAGUCAGCUUUGGAGGACAUGGGAAUCUCAAGUCUAUUCCCAGUACAAGUUGCAGUCUGGCACAACAGUGGCAGAAUACUAUUACUGGUGUGGGUCAAAGGUUUAACAGUGUACAUGAGUUUCAAGAGUCGUUGCGUAAAUAUGCCAUUGCGCAUCAAUUUGCAUUCAAGGGCUGCUGGUACAACAGGGCAUCAAGCAACUAGGAAUUGGGUGGCUAGUAUUAUAAAGGAAAAGUUGAAAGCUUGUCCAGACUACAAGCCCAAGGAUAUUGUCAAUGACAUCAAGCAGGAAUAUGGAAUUCAACUUAACUACUUCCAGGCCGGCAAAGAUGGUUCCAUCAGCACACAACUUACCUUCGUUCAACACUUCAAUUUUCCGUCCGGAUCUUCCACACUGAUUUCCAUCGCAUAUUCCCACUGUACAGAUCAACACCAGUUGGUUCAACCUCUUCUACUCCAUGUCAGUCCGAUUCAAUCCUCCAACAACAGUGUUACUCCAUCUGUUUCUCAAUCAUUCUCUUCUCCACCAUGUCCCCUCUCCACCACAAAAAUCUUCACAUUCCUCACUUCUCAAUCAUCUAACUCUCAACUCAACCCUCUUACACACAAACCAUGUCAAGCAAAUGGAGAAAACUCAAGCCAGCUUUCGGAUUCAACUCCUGUGUUCACAUUCCCAAACAAUUUGACGAUUCCUCCACAUCUCUCAACACCAACGCAAGAUUCUCCACCGACACCUCCGUCGUUCUAUGGCUCACACAACCUCUCCGCGAAAACCCCCAAAUCCUCCAUUCGUCAGCCCAGAACUCAUGUAUUCUUUACCAAGAUUCAUCACCAGAAAGAGGAAACUACCUGA